AUGGGCAACACGUGCGCCACCGCGUUCCGCUUCCCCCACCCGCCUCCCCCCGGCGGCGGCUUUGUCUCUUCCCCCUUCUCCCCGUACUCCUCAGCGGAACAAGCGAAGACGGAGCAACUGGAGCGGCAGAUGGCGAAGCAGAUGCAGACAAACGCCGCAACUUGCAUGAACAGCCAGGCGAACGGCGCGCUGAUGCGAGUGACGCCGCUGGCGGUGUGGGCGCACCGCCUGCCCCCACACGCCGUGGCGCAGUGCGCGGCUCUGGACGCGUCUCUUUCGCACACCAACCCCACAUGCCGCGCCGCCUCCGCUGCUUACUGUAUAGCCAUCGCGCACCUCAUCAACCACCCAGGGGAUGCGCAGGGCGCGUUUGAGCAGGCUGCGACGUGGGCGGCAGGGGAAGGGAAAAGGGGAGGUGCGAUGUGGGUUGGGGGCGGAGGGAAAAAGGGAGGGGCUGAGACGGUGGGUGAGUGGCUGGAGCAUGUGCGGGUGGCAGUGGCAGCGGAGGGGGGUGGCGAGGGGAGGGCGGCAGCGAGUGGGGCCGGUGCAACAGCGGGCAGAGGGAGUGCAGGGAGGGGUGUGCAGGGCAGGCAGGCGGGCAGAGGGUCUGUGGGCGGGUGGGGGAAGCAGGCGCUGCAGCAGGUGAUGGGCGCCCUGGGGGCAGGUGGGAGGGGAAAGGCAGGAGAGGCGGGAAAAGGGGGAGAGCAAGGGGGGGAGAGAGGGGUGGAGCAUGGAGGAGAAGGGCGGCAGGCAGGCGUGGCAGACACGCAAGGCAAUGACAGCAGCAAGCAGGCUGGGGGCAAGGGGUGUGCGCUGCAGGUGGAGUGCACGCAGAGCAUCGGGUGGGUGAAGUGGGGGUUCCUGCUGGCCUUCUACCACCUUCUGAGGCAGUCCAGCUAUGAAGAGGCAAUCGAAGACACUCUGAUGAGAGGGGGGGACACGGAUACCAAUGCCGCUAUUGUGGGCGGGAUGGUGGGCGCACUGCAUGGGGUGGAAGGCAUGGAGGAGGCGGAAGGGGGUCAAGGGGGUCAACAGGGUCAGCACGGUCAGGCAGGUAGAGGGAGCCAAGGUGCAGGGGUGCCGAGGGCAAUGGUGGAGGGGGUGGUGGGCCGGGACUUCUCCAAGGGGAUAGAGAGGCCUGUGGAGCUGAGGCCAGGGGACCUGCUGGCGCUCUGCGAUACGCUGUUCCGCUUGGCCCCACAGGAAAGUGAUGCUUGA
Closterium sp. Yama58-4 is the source of this 1218-nucleotide messenger RNA. The record is from the annotation of a GenBank genome assembly. NCBI's taxonomy places the organism in Eukaryota, Viridiplantae, Streptophyta, Zygnematophyceae, Desmidiales, Closteriaceae.